UUAAAUGGAAUAAUCCAAGUUAUAUGAAAUUGCAACAAUUGAUGCGCUAUAUGUUUAUAAUUCUUACAUCUUUAAGGUGAUACAUUGUGCAUGCCUGACCAGUUUCAGUGUGAACAAGGUGACUGCAUACAUAUCAGUCAAAUGUGUAAUUUUGUACCAGACUGUAUCGAUCUGUCAGAUGAAAAUUGUGAUUUUGCAGAAUGUUUAGAUACAGAAUAUAGGUGUGAUAAUGGACAGUGUAUACCUUCUAAAAGUCAUUGUGACUCUGUACGGGACUGUCAUGAUGGUAGUGAUGAGAUAUUAUGCGAAUCAUGUAAGACAGAGAAGGCGUUCCAUUGUGACGUGGCAAGAUGUAUUCCGCUUCGGUUACGUUGUGACAAAUACAGAGAUUGUAAAGAUGGAGCUGAUGAGGAAAAUUGCGUUGACAAAUUUUAUACGUCAUGCCAAGAGUGGUGGGAAAAUGGUUUUAGAACUUCUGGCGUUUAUCUUGUCGGUAAGGUCUUACUAGGUUCCAACAAUAAUUUUUAAAACACAUUGCUAACUUCUGAAGCUGGUGUUUGUUAUUUUCUUCACUGUUUAUAAUCCGUUUCAAUUCCAUUAACAUAAUUGUUAAGUUCUUCCUUAGUUGAA
This is a messenger RNA of Mercenaria mercenaria, 630 nucleotides long. Its product is annotated as very low-density lipoprotein receptor-like. Bases 91 to 528 code for a protein of 145 amino acids. The transcript is spliced from 3 exons. The record is from RefSeq and is a predicted model, not a curated record. Lineage: Eukaryota; Metazoa; Mollusca; Bivalvia; Venerida; Veneridae. Gene Ontology annotation, molecular function: protein binding.